Molecule: messenger RNA, 1401 nt
Organism: Labeo rohita (rohu)
Lineage: Eukaryota; Metazoa; Chordata; Actinopteri; Cypriniformes; Cyprinidae
Product: gastrula zinc finger protein XlCGF8.2DB
Exons: 3
Coding region: 125-1105 (326 amino acids)
Source: RefSeq, a predicted model, not a curated record
AAACUGAAAAAAAAAAAAACACUGGUGGAGCAGCUGAGAUUUUUGUGACACCCUAUUCUGAAGAUGGCGUUUAUUAAAGAGGAGAGUAAAGACAUGACGUUUGAAGAAACAUUCAGAGUCAAACAUGAAGAUACUGAGGAACAAACAGAACACUUUAUUCACACACUGGGGAAGAACACAGAGUUCGUCUAGGACAGACCUGAUGGCACUAACAGAGGAGAGUGAAGUUCUGAUUGAAAUGAUAGAGAAAGAUCAUGAUUUCAUAAAUACAGAAAAAUCUUUUAGUUGUUCACAGACCGAAAAGACUUGCUCAAGAAAAAGGGCUCAAAAGACAGGAAGUUGUUUCACCUGCCAACAGUCUGAAAAGUGUUUCAGUCAAACAUCAAGUACUAAAAGACACAUGAUUAUUCACACUGGAGAGAAGCCAUACACCUGCCAACAAUGUGGAAAGCAUUUCAGUCAUAGAGAAAGUCUUAAAAGACAUGUUAGAAUUCACACUGGAGAAAAGCCUUACACCUGCAAACAGUGUGGAAGGAGUUUCACUCAACCUGGACACCUUGGAGCCCACAUGAGUGUUCACACUGGAGAAAAGCCUUACAAAUGCCAACAGUGUGGAAGAAGUUUCAACCGGAAAGGAAACCUUAAUUGCCAUCUGACAAUUCACAAUGGAGAGAGUGGAAUAAGUGGAAUAAGUUUUACUCAAAAAGGAAGCCUUUACACACACAUGAGAAUUCACAAUGGAGAGCAGCCUUACACGUGUGAUCAGUGUGGAAAGAGCUUUGAUCAACAUAAAAACUUUGAAGUCCAUAUGAGAACUCAUAGAGAGAAUCCCUACACAUGCCCUCAGUGUGGAAACAGUUUCCAUCAAAAACAGCACUUACAAGACCAUAUGAGAAUUCACUCUGGAAAGCAACCCUACACAUGCCCUCAGUGCGGAAAGUGGUUUAAUCAUAAAAGACGCUUUGAAGAACACAUAAGAAUUCACACUGGAGAGAAGCCUUUCACCUGCCAACGGUGUGGAAGAAGUUUCAACCAAAAAGGAAACCUUGACAGGCACAUGAAAGUUCACACUGGAGAGAAACCAUUUAUAUGUGGCCAGAUAUAAAGCAGCCCUUAAGUACCACUUUUGUUUUCACAUUUGAGUCAUCAGUGUUACACGAGUUGUGUAAUAACACCAUGGAGAAACCUUUACUGUGAAAAGACUUGCACAAUGUUGUGGCAAAUAAAAAUUAUAUUAAAUUAUAUUAAAUAAAAAUGAUAUUUCCAAGGAAGGGCAUCCCUCCUCUCUUAUCACCUCAUCAGAAUGUUAUCUCUCAAUACCAAUGAUGGUAUCUUAGACUUAUCAUAUGUGACCCUGUACCACAAAACCAGUCUUAAGUCACUGGGGUUUAUUUGUAGCAA